Messenger RNA from Notothenia coriiceps (black rockcod), 2069 nucleotides. RefSeq lists its product as uncharacterized. The record is from RefSeq and is a predicted model, not a curated record. The transcript is spliced from 2 exons. NCBI's taxonomy places the organism in Eukaryota, Metazoa, Chordata, Actinopteri, Perciformes, Nototheniidae. The coding region runs from base 93 to 1034 and encodes 313 amino acids.
GGCGCUGUACUUCCGCCACAAAAUACACCAAAAGCAGCGAAUAAGACCCCCGAGCAUGGGCAUAAGGCAUAAACAAACAAACAAGGUAGAAGAUGGCGGAUAUUGGUUCAAUACGGGCGGCAUUUUUGUGGACUGACGACGAGGUAGAACUUCUGCUUAGGGUCACACUAGAGUACAAAACGACCAAAGUACAGGAGAAUGUUGACUGGGAGUCCUGCAAGUGUAAAUAUAUCGAUAUUUCUCGCGCAUUUCACGAGCAGUAUCCGAGGACACGGGCAGACAAGGAUUUCCCUCACGACGCGAACGCCAUUACAAGGGUCCAACUUACCGCCAAGCUUAAGCAAAUUCGCACCAAGUAUAGGCAGUUGGUGAACACUGGGAGUCGGAGUCACCAAGGACGUGUUAUGCUCUUGUUUUUCGAGCUGUGUGAAGAGGUCUGGGGUGGCUCGCCUUUUACGUGCACCAUUAGCUCCCCUGCUACGCGCACCAUUAGCUCCCCUGCUACGCGCACCAUUAGCUCCCUAAGCUCCGGCAUCGAGACGGGGGACCUGGAAGAGUCGUCUUCCGGACAAAGUUCAUCCCCGAGUUUGGAGCGUUCCAAAGAUUUGCCACAGCCGAGCCAAUCCAGCGAAAGUCUGCCAGCUGCGGUUGUAAAGCAUCGCAGGGAUCUGCUCCAGGCAAAGCUGAACAGCCACAGAAGUGACCGCCUGAAGAGAAAACUUCCAGCUGACCAUGCCGUGCAGGAAGACAUCAAAAUAAAAAAGAGGAUGUUGGAGCUAAUGGAGCAAACAUCUAUCCGCAACGCAGACAGCAUGCAGCAGAUGAAUGCCAGCAUUGUCAACAUUACCAGCACUAUUCAGGAUGGCUUUUCCCUGAUGAGGGAAUUAAUUCAUGCUCACCCCCACAGUAGCAGCGGUGGAUAUGGACAAUUCCAGGAGCACUUGCCACCAUUCAUGCAUAGAAGGCCACACACGGCUACACUGGCCUACACACCAGGUAGGUUAUUGAAAUGCAAAUGUAGGUUAUUUAAAUAGCUAUGAGAGGGACUUGCUAUGUCAACCAAUCAGGUGUAUAUCCUUUAUCAUUUAAAAAAAUAGUGAGAUUGAACCCAUAAGAGGGUUUCCCCAUGACCUUCUGAGUAAUAUAUUCCAAAAAAGUAUAGUCAUCCUUUACUUCUUGGUAAGAAACCCAGUGACUCACGGGGCACUUCCAGCUUCAUACCUGCAGAAACACUUCCACCCUCCUUCUGUUUCAUGGUGUUUGCCACAGUCUGGUGAUACCUCUCCAGACCAGCAGGUAGAGUGCUUUCCUCACUGUAGCACUGAUGCAGUAAAUAAAAGAGAAAUCUCCCUGACGUGCAACUUCUGCUGCUGACAGUGGCCUUCUGCAAGCUGAGCUCAAAAUCAUAGGUUACUUUAAAAGGACAGAAAAGUACAGGCUGCAGCUUUCUGGGGUAAGAGAAGGAGAAAAAAAAGAAACAUACUUUUUCAGAUGAACGUCACACAACAGUACUAGCCCACAGAGCGGCAGGCUGACUUCAACUUGAGGUAGAACAGGAAAUGUCAGAGCAGAAAUGAGAAGCAGCAGAGGGUAGCGUGCCAAAAUCAAACCACAGGGCACAGCUAACCUUUUCACCUCUCAAGGGAAGUGACUAUUGGCCUCAUUUGUGAUUAACCUUAUCUUUCUUGGUAAUCUUGUUCCAACAAGUUAUUACUUGCGAGUAUCUGAUGUAAAACCUUCCUUUUUUACUAAUUUCCAAUGUAGAACUUGUUUGUUAUGUCUCUGUGUAGAGCUGUUGUGUUACACUAAGGUCAUAUUUUCUGUUUAUAUAUUCUGUCCGUUUUUAUCAUAUUGUAAUCAUUUGCCCAACAAUUCUCUCUGACUAAUGAUACAUUUGACUUUCUUGACACAAACAAACUUGAAUGACCUGUUGCAUUUGUACCUUUUUCAAUAUAUAUUUCAGUGGAUGCAUUUCCUGUUAUUGAUCAUCUCCCAAGUCCAAACAAGAUUCUUCUCUUUUCUUACACCACAUUCUAUAAUCGUUAAGAUGGAAUAAAGAGAUCCUUCAA